AUAAAAACUAUCAAUUGUCUCACAUCUAACCAUUCAUUUGCUGUUCCCAUAGCCUGUUCCUCAGCCUAUGAUUCAAAGCAGAAUUCGAGUGAAUACUUCGCCUGUUCUGUCGGAUGCAACAGCACUACUGUCCGCACCGAUACGUCUGGACAUGCAAUCAAUAGCCACGACAACAGCAAACCUAAAGUGCAAUUCGAUGGUACGGAUGAGGAGGAAGUGAUAGGCGAUGCCAUUAGUGAUAGCAGCGAUCGUAAUAGAAAUCAAUUAUAUAUAUCUCCCAUCAAUUUGUUGCAAUCGCUGUUCUCAUCGGUGGUGAGUCGGGUGUCGGGACCGGUCGUCGUCGAGCGCUCGUCGAUGUCUGUGUUCUUCAGUCGCAACAGCGAAGGGCUCUCCAAACUAGUGGUCGUUCAGUCGGAGCCAGAAGUAGUCGUUCAUCAAUACCCAGACCUCAUGCAAGCGAACGACUAUGAAAGCGAAUCCGUGACGGGAAGUGAAGAACACAUGACAACAGACAACAAUCGGCCGAAACUGGAUCUCUCCAUUUGGACACAAGACAACCCAUUGGAUGAUGCGGUCAAUAGCAGACCAAUGGGCAAGAGUUGGUCCAAUUGUUUUCCAUAUGAGUCGGGAGUCCCGCGUUGGGUAUUGGCGUCGGUCCUCUUCUUAGCCAUCUUUGUGUUGGUCUGGAUUUGUUGCGCCACCACUACUACAGCACCCGAACAACAUAUCAGAGCCAGAAAGUUAGUUCCCAACAGUAAACGAAUGAAUUAA
This is a messenger RNA of Oppiella nova, 771 nucleotides long. Lineage: Eukaryota; Metazoa; Arthropoda; Arachnida; Sarcoptiformes; Oppiidae. The record is from the annotation of a GenBank genome assembly.